This is a messenger RNA of Schizosaccharomyces osmophilus, 14676 nucleotides long. RefSeq names its product ferrichrome synthetase Sib1 (gene sib1). Lineage: Eukaryota; Fungi; Ascomycota; Schizosaccharomycetes; Schizosaccharomycetales; Schizosaccharomycetaceae. Bases 1 to 14676 code for a protein of 4891 amino acids. Gene Ontology annotation, cellular component: cytoplasm. Gene Ontology annotation, molecular function: catalytic activity; phosphopantetheine binding. The record is from RefSeq and is a predicted model, not a curated record. Gene Ontology annotation, biological process: amino acid activation for nonribosomal peptide biosynthetic process; secondary metabolite biosynthetic process. The transcript has 2 exons.
AUGGUACAUACGGUAAAUGACCAGAUUCAACUUAGUGAGAUUUCACACUUAGGGCCAUCUCGAUGCCCUCAGACUUCCCCUUCUUUUCAGGUCAAGAGCUAUCCAUUCGAUGCUUCCUUUUCCUUUUCUCGCUUUGUUGAAUUAUGGCAUUGGCUCUUUUCUGGGCUAAUUGGAUCUGAAACCGCGUUUGUGGUAUUUCCAAACUACGUCCCUUGCAAUGGUUUAGAAACGAUUCAACAUGAAAGCUAUAUAUCAUUGAAUGCCGAACUCCAACCGUUCCCCCUUUCACAUUUAGCUUCCAACAAAAUCCAUUGCGCUGUGUUUCGUUCUGAUCAUGAGUGCUCUCGUGAACAACCGGCUUCAUGGAGUAAUUCCGCUUUCAAUUCCUUUCUCAGUGGCUUUUCUGACUUAAUGUCAUUCCGCAAUCCUAGUUUUGACAUUGAUGUUACUUUUGUAUAUUCUCCCUCUUCUCUAACUUUGCGUUGGGAUUGCCAACGAUUCUCUUCAGAAAUCGCAGACUACAUUUUCAAAAUGAUCCUUCACAAAGGAAAAAACGAAAGUUUACCUUUGUCUCUUCUAAAUCCAGAUCCUGUAGAUCACCUAGGUUCGAAAGACUCCAACCAAAUCACCGGUAACUCGAACCAUUACUUACAUGGAUGCUUCUAUCACAAUGUCCUUUCGAACCCGACUCAAGAAGCUCUCAACUUUGUUUAUUCCCAUAAUGAUUCUUUUUCUGAUUCUACGUCUUUUACGUUUCAAGAGCUUCAUUCUUUUGCAUUCACCAUCUCAAAGUCCAUUCCUUUUCAUAAUAAAGUUGUCCCUAUCAUGAUUCCCCAUUCUCCAAGUCUUUUCAUCGCCAUCUUGGCCGUCCUGUACAGCUCAAAUGCAUACUGUCCCAUAGACGUGGAAACAAUCCCGGAACGAGUUCAGUUCAUAUGCAAAGAUACAGAUGCAAGCUUGGCAAUUGCUGAUCCAGCACUUGCAGAAAGAUUCUCUACCAAUGUGGAAUUAUUACAGCUUUCCGACCAGAGUCUUCCCAACCUAAAGACACCUGAUCCCUUGCCAUCCAUUUGCUUUGCCUCUUCUCCAGACUCUACCGCAUAUGUGCUAUAUACGUCCGGAUCUACUGGGACCCCCAAAGGUGUUCCAAUCACCCAUAGAUCAGCCGUCAAUUCUAUCUUUUCUCACUCUUUUCUUUAUCCAAAAUUUGGUGUAUCACGAGGCGAUAAAUGGCUCCAAUUUGCAAAUGUAACUUUUGAUGUUUCGGUUUAUGAGAUCUUUGGUAAUUGGAACAUGGGACUUUCUUUAGUUACCUCAACCAGGCAAAAUCUUGUCGGGUGUUUAGAAUUUUUAAUCCACGAUUUUGAAAUCACCGCGCUGGAGCUAACACCAACCGUUGCUAACGUAAUUUCCGUCGAAGAAAAUAUUCCCUUACUAAAGAAUGUCCGUAUGUUGCUUUCCAUUGGAGAGCUUUUAACAAAACGUGUAAUCGAUUUUUGGGAUAAUCGACUUGUUAACGCAUACGGCCCGACGGAGGCUGCCAUACAUGUUACUCUUAAUGCUUCUCAAAGGUUUACUUCUGUAUAUUUGGUUGGCUCUCCCUUAAUUGCUGCAAUGCUUUGCAUUUGUGACACGCAACCCGACUCAUCAAGCUACCCUAUUAGUGAGGAUGGGUUCCUUGGGGAAGUUUGUAUCGCUGGUCCUCAGCUUUCCCGAGGAUAUCUGAAUAGAGAAGAAUUAAAUGUAAAAGCUUUCACUACUGCAUUUGAUCGCAAUGGCCGAUCUUAUUCCAUAUAUAGAACGGGUGAUUGUGGCCGAAUUAUAAACGGCCGUCUUUACAUUUAUGGUAGGAUCAGUGGUGACAUGCAAGUGAAGAUAAGGGGGAGAAGAGUGGAGUUAGGAGAAAUUGAAUCCAAAUUGGCACCCGCUGCUCAAUCUUUAGCCGUGGAGAAAAUUGAUGAGCGUCUGGUAGCCUUUUUUGUCGGAAGUGAACAAAACGUUAAAAAUCAAGCUGAGACAAAUCUGCAAGCUUGGAUGAGACCAACAGACUAUGUAUCCGUUGAAAGUCUUCCUUAUCUUCCUAGCGGUAAAACGAACCGUAAAGCCUUGAAAUCCCUAUUUUCUACGCAACCAACCAAGGAACAAAACGCUUCUUUAUCAAAUCAAAAGGAAGAAGUGGUCUCAACUGUUGUUAGAGAUCAUUAUCAUCACAAACAUAACGAAUAUCCUAAUGUUAAUCGGUUUACUUCGAUUUUCGAGUUAGGCUAUGAUUCCUUAGAUGCAGUACAGUUAUCACGCUCUUUCUCCAAGUUAGGCUAUAAAGUAUCUUUGUCAAAGUUGCUUUCAUCACACAUUGUUGAAAGCAUUGCCGAAGGGUUAGUUGCGAUAAAUUCUUCCAAGGAUAAGCGUGCCGUACAAGCUGAAUCGAGCAUGUGUACUGAUCUCCAAAAAGGAAUGCUUUACGAAUCUUUAAUAAAGAAUGGAGAAGUUUACGUAAACCAUGAUGUGCUGAAAAUUAAUGCCUCUGCUAAAGACGUUGAAAAGGCUUGGCAUCAAGUAUUAAAAUCUCACUCGUUGUUGAGAAGUUCAUUUCAUCUAGAUGAUAGGGAAGGUUUUAUUCUUCGUAUAAAUCAAGAGGUCUCACCAGUUCUCGUAUAUUCCGAGCAUCCAUUCACUGAAACUCAAAAGCAUUUUGAAAACUUUCGAUUCACUGAGGAGUUUUUUAGUCGUGGGCCAUUGGAUGCUGUAAUAAUACACAAUUCCAGCGAAUGUUAUUUAAGCAUCAUAUGGCACCAUGCCCUCUAUGACGGUUGGUCUUUGGAUGUCAUAAGACAACAACUUGAAUUGUUGUUAAAAAAGGGACCAUUACCUAUUUACUCACAGUUUGGUGAGUACGUACAUGAAUUAUGCCUUACCAAACAGAAAUAUUUGAAAGAAAACAUGCAUUUUUGGAAAGAAUAUCUGAAAAAUUCUAAUUCGAUGAGCUUAAAGCAUCACACUACAAGCUUUUCUUCUAUAUCUGGGGCAACUAAGCUUAAAGCUUUUCACAUAGAUGAUUAUUGUAAAUCAUUGCGUAUAACACCUUUAUCAUUUCUUUUGACAGCAUGGUCGGCAGUCAUGUCCAAGCAUACCGAAAGUCUUGAUAUGUUAAUUGGUACCGUUAUAUCCGGAAGAAUGAACAAUUUAAUUGAAAAUAUUGAUUACAUUGUUGGUCCAUGCAUGCGAACCCUUCCUGUUAGGAUUGAGCUUUCGGAACAGCAUUCACAUCAGCAAAAUUGCCAGAGGACAUUGUCAAGUCUAACUUCAAUUCUAGAUCAUACUUCUGUCUCUUUAGCUGAUAUUCAAGAGUUUCACGAGAAUCCAGUUCAACUGAAUAGUUUGCUAAUUUUACAACAAUCCGCUGUCACCCUCGAUGAUAACAUUAUUGCAUCCAUUUCCUCUACUAAUAAAACCGAAUAUCCACUUUUAGUUGAAGUGGAUAAGCAUGAACAUUACGAAAUAAAGAUUACGGGAAAAUUCCAGGAUAAAUAUUUGGAAACAUUGGUACACGAUUUUCAAAACAGCAUCAACAGGACCAUUAUGCAUGCUGACGCUUUAUUCACUUUUAAUCAUAUUUCAAAUGGUACUGACAAUUUAAAUGACAAUGUUGACGCUCUUGAUAACUUUGAUGAUGUAUAUGAAAAUGAGGAUUUAGUAAGGUCUAGCCUGUCAAAGCUUUUGAAUAAGUCGUUGCACUCCGUGGACCACUUUGAGAAUUUACAGUUAUAUGGGCUUGACUCUUUGAUGCUGCUACGUGUCUUCUCCGAUUUACGGAAAAAAGGAAUUCAAGAUCUGAACUUUUCACAAAUCGGAUCUUAUCCUUCCAUAAGUACACUAUGUCGAAUGGUUAAUAAAGGUAAAGCCUCUCCUACUCAUGGUAAGAAAUCAGUGGAAUUCUAUAAACCGGAGGACUUGAAUAAUUCUUUAAUUAAUGAUUCAAAUAUCGAGGAUAUAUUUCCUUGUUCCCCUAUGCAGCUAGCGCUUCUUACCAGCACGGAAAAGAAUGGAAUGCAUUUCUAUUACAAUAAAUUUCUCUUUGACAUAGGUGACCAGUCAUCUUCAACCGUGUUGGAUAUUUUUGGAAAGUUAGCUCGUGCAUUUCCGAUCCUCAGGACCUGCUUUUAUUUGACGAACUCUUCCAAAUAUCCUUACUGCCAAGUCUUACUAAAAAGUUCCAAUUUUGCUUUUGAAGAAGCUUCUUAUUUGGAUAAUCGCCUAACUUCUUACGACGUAGAACCCGUUCCGGUCGUUGAUUCAGGAAAAGUCCCUCUGCGUCUCCAGUAUCUGCGUGGUUAUCAAAAGAAUUACCUAUUAAUUUACAUGCAUCACGUGUUAUAUGAUGCAUGGAGUUUCAAAAUCAUUUUUGAUCAACUGGCCAAACUAUUUAGAGGAGAACAAUUAAUUGUUUCACCUUCCAUGCGAUCCUAUAUUGAAUAUUUGCAUUUAAUUAAUGACGAGAAGAAGAUGGUUACCUGGAAGCGUAUUUUUAAUGACUUUAAGCCAGUUCUUUUCCCAUGCGGUAUGACCUCUGAUGAAAAACGAAGUUAUGUCAGGCGGGUGCCUCUUAAUUACUUAAAAUUAAGAGAUAUAUGCUCACAAAAUUUGGUUAGCACUUCUUCUUUUUUGCAAGCAUGUUGGGCGAAGACGCUUUCGUUGAUUACUAGCAACAAAGAUAUCUGCUUUGGUAAUGUUGUAAGUGGACGCAACAUUCCAGUAGAUGGUGUGGAUAGCCUAGCGGGGCCUACCUUUAAUUCAAUCCCUUUAAGAGUAUUCUAUUCCAAUGAUGAUAAUCAAUUCAAGCCGAUGCAGAGACUUGAGUCACUAAAAAAGCUGACUAAAAAUUUAGAGCUGAGUUCAUUAAUUGAUGUAAGUAAAAUGUUGGGAUUUUCUCCGAAAGUACCAAUGUUUGACACAAUACUUAUCAUACAAAAUGGUCCUCUUGAUUCAAAUUUCGAGAACUGGAAGCUCGUUGAAGAAGAAUUGCAAAUGGAUUUUCAGUAUAUGUUGGAAUUGUAUCCAAAUGAGGAAGAUCAAGCUCUUUCCGUUGUGGCGACUGCAGAUCGUCGUAUUGUUCAUCACGUUUGUGAACUCUUCAUCAACAUUAUAAACUUUUACCUUGAUGAAGGUAUUGAAAAUACUCUCGAAAGUUACUUACAGCUUAAGAAGCAUCUUUCAAUAUACGAAUCGGAGAAUAUUACUGGGUCACAUCCAACUAGCCUUCUAGAGUUGCUUGAUAGCUCUGUACAUGCGUAUGCUAAUAAUAAGGCAAUUCGGUAUGUUGAAGCCGACGAUCAGUUGAUGAACAUGUCCUAUGCUGAUUUAAAUUUCUUGUCUAACCGUUGGGCAAAUUGGUUACUAGCCAAAGGUGUUUCGACAGGUAAUACCGUAAUUUCUUACAUGGAAAAGUCAUUCGAUCAUUACUGUGUUAUGCUUGCUUGCAUUAAAUUAGGUGUGAAUUUUUCUUCAGUAAACUCGUCUUUAAGUCAUGAAGAUUUUGGCAAGUACUUGCGAAAUAUAAAUGCAGGCUUUGUUGUAUCUGACAUGGAAUUUGAUGUGAACGAUACUGUAUGUUUGAGCGUAUUCGAAUUUGAAAGUCAACUUUCUUUUAGAACUCAUACUAGUUUGCCUAAAAGUUACAAUCACAAUAUGCGUUUUUAUUUCCCGAUCGGGGAUACGGAAAUGAACGCAGUGUCAAUUGAUCAUCGCUUGUUGCUCCACGCAAUUUUGGAUUUUUCGAAUGCAAGCAAGGUAGACGAAAAGUCUUUAUGGCUUCAGUUUGCUUCCAACUCGAAUAGCAUGCAAUUGUUCGACUGUUUUACAGUUUGGAUGAAAGGUGCAACUUUAGUGACCGCUUCCCAGAAAACUCUUAGUAAUAAACUUCCAAGAGUAAUUGUGAGCCAAAAUAUAACACAUCUUAAUGUCAACUCUGCAUUAGUGUCAAAACUGAACAAGGAUGUGACUCAGUCCGUCAAAUUAUUAAUAUCGUACGGAGGUAAACUAUCAUCUAAAAUACUGGAAUAUUGGAAUGGAAGACAUGUUAGGGUUCAUUUAAUGAAGAAUAUGAACUUUCCAUGUUUUCUAAAUACACAUUUCUCAAAUAAAACUCGGGAUAUACUUGGUAAACUGAUUGGGUGCUUCAAAGGUCUGAUCGUGCAUCCCAGCGCUAAAACUAUAAUUCCAAAAUGUGGAUUCGUUGAUAUGGGCGUGGAAAAACUUGAAGAUUUGAAGAGUCAGCUAAUUUAUCUGUCUAAACAAUCGCCAAAUGUUUUGGUACUGAUUGGGGAUAUGCCUUUAGAUACUGACGAAAAAGUUGAUGAAGCAUCUUUGAUGGAAAAAUAUGAGAAAGGUCAAUUCAUUCAUGAAUUCAGUAUUUUGGAUUUACUUCAAAAAAGCAAUGUAUCUUCCUUUGUUGAUGAUGUUUCAUCUUUGAUUUCAAACUUUUUUAAACUUCCUUUGGAGGCUAUUAAAUUAGAGUCGGAAAUUUCCUCACUUGGACUUGAUUCCUUAAGCGCAAUUCAGCUUUCAAGGACUAUGCGGAAUCGCUAUCAGGCUAAAAUUUCUGCUUUAGAUCUUUUGGAAUGUAAUACACUCUUUGAUUUAUCCCAGAAGCUACAAAAAAGCAUCGAAAGCCAACCGCCGGUGGAAUGUGAUGAAAUGAUUGACAAAUUUUUAGCUGAUAUCAAAGAGAGUACGAAGCCUCAUCUACCUAAUCUUCCUAAUAUUGACUGUGUAUUACCGUGUGUUGAUUCUCAAAAUUCGUUGCUAAGCCAAUUUCAUUCAAGUGGAGGGAAAACGAAUUUGAAUUAUUUCGUAUAUCGAAUGAAGGAUCAUGUUAUCUUUGGGGACUUUUCCAAGCGAUGGGAAAUAGCCAUUAAGAAGAUUUCGAUGUUACGCACAUACUUCGUAUCUAUCAAUAACCCACGAAGUCCGUUUGCCCAAGUUACCCUUGAAAAUAUAAACCCUCCAUGGCUCUUAAGAGAGCAAACCAUUGGGGUUGAGGAUGCUGUGUCAACAGCUGUUGGGAAUUUAAAACAGGCAUUAUUAUCGGAUACUACUAGUAUCCCUUAUUCCUUGUCUUUUAUUAGGACAAAUGAAAAUGUACACUACUUUAUCUUGGUUAUGCAUCAUGCUAUCUUCGACGAGCGAUCUUUGAAUCAUACUUUGAGAAUUGUGGAGAAUGCUUUGGAAGCAGAAGUUGAACUUUCUUCUCACGAAAUAAUCACUAAAAAAAUUCUUGCGUACAAACAACGUUCAAUUGAAAGCAAGGAAUAUUGGAUAAAGCAAUUAGAAGGUUUUGCUCCAACGUUAUUUCCUAAUCUGUGCACUAAUCGCCAUACAGGUGAUGCUAGGUCCAUCACCUCUAAACCGUCCUCAUUUGAUAUUUUUAAGUUUAGAGAAAUAUGCGGGAAGCUUAAUAUAAGUAUUCAGGCGUUGGCUCAACUUGCUUGGGCCAAGCUUUUAAGCUCUUACUGCUCUGAGGAUUGUAUUACUUUCGGUUUGAUCCUCUCUGGGCAAACGCUCAUGGAGGAUGAAAACGAUGCUAUAUUUCCUACAUUAACAACCAUACCCUAUUCGGUAAACGUCUCUGGUAGCGUUGGUGACCUCUUAAAAGACAUUCAAGAAAGAAAUAAGGGAUUUCUAAAAUAUCAAUACACACCAAUAUCUCAAAUUAAAAGAUGGCUUAAUUUGGGUGGUAAUGAAACGUAUUUUGACUCACUUUUGUCUGUGCAAGUCGAAGACGAUACAGAUACACCUUUAGAAAUCUUUUCAGAUGAAAUCGAAAGUCAGUCUUUUCUGGAAAACACUCUUGCUAUUGAGUUACGAGUAUUGUCUUCAAGCUCUGAAAUUGUUUUAAACUCGCUUGACAGAAGUAUUCCUAAGCAACAUGCACAACUAAUAGUCCAGCAAUUCGAUUGGCUGCUGAACUUGAUGGUAAGCCAUUUAGAUGAAGAUAUUGGGACACUUGAAAGAUUUUUACCUACUACCCUUCUUUCCGUCGUACCUGCCGAAGUUCAGGAUUAUCCAUGUGAAGUUAAAUUUUUACACGAAUUUGUUGAAUAUUAUGCUCGCAAAUUGCCUUCAAGCCUUGCCCUGGAGUUUGCCAAUCAGAUCCAUAUAAAUGAAUACAUGUCAACGAAAUUUACUUACCAGGAGUUUAAUUGCAAAGCUAAUCAACUUGCGCGUACCUUGAAAAGGUAUGGUUGUAACACCGGAACUAUAAUUUCCAUCUACUUCGAUAAAUGUAUUGAGGCCUUUAUUGCUAUAUUGGCAAUCCUUAAAGCAGGCUGCUGUUUCUUAGCUCUCGAUGUGACGGCUCCGCUAGAACGUAUUAAAUUUAUCGUUGACGACUCCUCUUCUGGUCUUAUCAUUUCAUCCAAAGAUCAAUUAGAAAAACUUCGGUCCGCAAAUAUAUCUGUCAACAUACUCAAUGCCAGUGAUCAUGGAAUUUACGACUCUGAUAGUGAAAACUUAACUAUUGAAGAUUUAGACGAAUCAAAUUUGGCUUAUGUUCUAUAUACUUCAGGAAGUACUGGAAAACCUAAAGGAUGUUGUUUAACGCAUAAAAAUGUGGUUCAAACUAUGAUGGCCUUUCAGCAACAAUUCUUAGGAAAGUGGAAUUCUGACUCACGAUUCCUUUCAUUCGCGUCUCUGCAUUUUGAUGUAAGCGUCCUUGAGCAAUACUUUAGUUGGAGUACUGGUACUUGUCUUGUAGCAGCUCCCAAAAAUUUAAUCCUACAGGAUAUUCCAACUGCUGUUCGCGUUCUUCGAAUUACUCAUAUUGAUUUAACACCUUCGUUAGCGUCAAUUCUAAAUCCUGGCAAUGCUCCUUAUCUCCAAGUUUUCAUUACCGGUGGUGAGCAAAUUAGACAGGAGGUUAUGGAAAUAUGGGGAGAUACGGGAGUACUUUAUAACUUUUGGGGACCCACUGAGCUGACGAUCGGAGCCAGUGCUUACCGCGAGUUACCCAAAAAUGCUCGAACUUCAAAUAUUGGACCACCUUUCGCUAAUUGUAGUACUUACAUUAUUUCGCAGAAAACUAAUUUGCCAGUCUUAUUAGGUGCCAUCGGUGAAAUCUGCAUGGGCGGUAAUCAAGUGGCUAAAGGAUAUUUGAAUCUGCCAAAGCAAACUGAAGAGAAAUUCCGUUUGUACCACCAAUUUAACGACAGGGUAUAUUAUACUGGUGAUUUGGGUCGUUUAUUGAGUGAUGGCUCAUUGGAAUUCGGUGGACGAGCCGAUGACCAGAUAAAGCUGCGAGGCCAGAGAAUAGAAAUAGGAGAGAUUAACUCUGUACUAAAAGCUUCUUCUGAAAAAGUUUUGGAUGCCUUUACUUUUGCUUUGGAUCAUCACGCUCUCCAUAAGACUCAAUUAGUUUCAUUUAUUCAUGUAGGAAGCAAUAACAAUGUUUCCUUAUUUGAUUUGGAUGAGAACUCUAUGGAAACUAUUCAAGUUGCGGACGAAUAUUGCAAGUCUCACCUUGCUACAUACAUGGUUCCUACAUUCCUUGUUCCAAUUAAUUGGGUUCCUCUUACGCCUACUAAUAAGUUUGACAAAAAGAAGGUAGUGGGAGAAUUUCAAAAACUUACUCAGAAUCAACUAUCCAGACUGUAUCAAAACAAGAAGACCCAAAAUUUGGAGGAAGAAACUUGCGAUCCUAAGGUCUUGCAAAUAAUUGCUAAGUUUUUGAACUUGAGUAUAUCAGAUUUUAAGGCUUCUACAUCAAUUUUUGAGCUUGGAAUAGACUCUAUAUCCGCUGUUUCGCUCGCAGCUAUGUUGAGAGAGAAUGGGUAUCUUUCGGCUUCUCCAGCCCAAUUGUUGAACGCGGUUAGCAUAUCGAAGAUUAGUAAAGCCCUAAUUGGUAACUUCUCCAACAAAAAAGUCAGCGAUAUUCCUGUUAAAACUAAGUUCUAUCAAAGCUUUGAACAUGCUGAUCUCGCUGAAAGUGUUAUUCCCUGUCUACCACUUGUUGAAGGUUUAUUAUUUGAACUGGAAAGAGGUCGGAGAAGUUUAUACUUUAAUACUUUUACGUUUAAGUUUCGUAGCAAAGAACAAGCAAAAGCGUUCGAAAAUGCUCUAAUAUUUGUUACGAAGAAGUACGAGGUUCUUAGGUCUGCUUUUAUUAAGUCCGAAAACGGUUACUUUCAGAUAAUCUGGAAAUCAGAAGUACUCGAUACGGUUGGUCAUCUUAACAUAACAAACUGUAUUUCUCCUAUAAAGAUAUUCAUCGAUUAUACGAACGGAAUACAUCAUGUCUCUUUAGAAAUGUUUCAUGGGAUUUAUGACGGAUGGUCUUUAGACCUUAUUUGGAACGACCUUGCUAAAUUUAGCCAAAAUUGCGAGUUGCCUGAACGUCCUUUAUAUUCGUUGGCUGUCCUUGAAGUUCUGAAGCAAAGCUCUAAUUUGGAUUAUACUUCGUUCUGGUCAAAGCUCUUUAGGAAGAGGGUUAGUCAACUUCCUCAGUUCAGUGAUGAAUUACCCGAAUCAAUGGUUUUUUCGCGUACCUUAUCUCUUUCAUACCUAAAAUUGCAAAACAUCUGCAGAUCGUCUUUCAAAACAUCUUUAUCAAGUCUUUUCCUUACAGCUUGGCUAUGUUUUCUUAAUAGUCAUUUUCUUGUUCAGACCGUCGGAACUGUCGUUUCUGGCCGCUCAAAUCAAAUAAAUCAUUUGGAUGUAAUCGGCCCAAUGUUUAAUACCCUGCCCUUCCCAUUUUUCGUAGAUAACGAAUCGUCCUUCCAAGAGCUCGUCAGUUCAACACAGUCUGUUCUGUCUUCUAUGCUUCCCUUUCACCAUACACCUCUUAGAGAAUUAAAGAAGUCUCUUCAAGUUAAGGAUCUCUUCAAUGUUUUAUUUGUUUACACACAGCAUGAGAACAAUCCUUUCGAUCAAAGUACUAAUUGGGAUAUGGAAAUAAAAAGCACCGGCACUGAAUUUCCGUUGGCGUUCGAAGUCGAAAAAUCGAAAGAUGACACGUUAAUAAUCAAUUUAGCAACUUCUUAUAAAUAUGUGGAAAGCCUUGAAACUUCGUCCCUUCUGUCUAUGUUUGAAGAAUAUUUUCUGCAAGUCAUAAACGCACCGAAAAUGACUUUUGAACCCCAGGAAGCUUCCUGUUUAAAUGAAAACGCCUUAAUUAAGCACAAGAUUCCUGAACAUUGGAAUUCAGUAUUGCAAGUAUUAAUUGAUAUAAUGUCGGAGAAGGUCAAAGUCUCCGUCGAAGAAUUUGAAAAGAAUACAUACAUAUACGAGCUGGGUAUUGACAGUAUUGAUUUGAUUUGGCUCUCAUCGAAGUUUUCAAGCGCAGGAUUAUCUAAAAUUGAUUUGAGCCAGUUUAUGACUGACCCUAGUUUGUUUCAUAUGCUGAAGUUGAUGAAUGAAAACACAACAGCUAAUGAACAGUCAUUGGAGAUUGACAUGAGAAAGAAUAGCUUAGCGGAUGGGAUAAAAACUUUAUUUAACACCGAGGAUUAUGAAGACUGUUAUAUGACUACUCAUUUACAAAGGGGAUUGUUGGUGGAGACUUUAAAUGACUCUUCUCUUUACCAGAAUGAUGCCAUAUUCCAAGUCGAUUCUUGCAUUGAUAUUGAGCGUCUUAAAGAAGCAUGGAUUGCAAUGAUCCAUUACAAUCCAAUCUUGAGAACAAAUUUCAAGCUUACAGACGUAGGUAAUACCCUAACGGUGGUACAAGUAGUUGAAAAUGUUUCUGAUUUUGACUAUAACUCUCACAUUGUCAGGGAAGAUUUCUAUUUUGAUGAACUAAAGGUUGCGAAGGAGUCUCUCAAAGCGAAACGUAAUUUUCCCAGUCCAUUUGAAACUUGCCCUUACAGGGUUACUUUUUUUAAUGUCAAGGACAAUCUUUACAUGUUUGUUGAAAUGCAUCAUGCUUUAUAUGACGGUUGGAGUUUGUCCCUAAUGUACGAUGAGCUGCUAUGUCGUUAUAAUUACCAAAAUGUCCCAACACGCAGGCCUUUCAGCCAAUUCGUUAAGCAAGUCAAUAAUAUAAGUUUUGACUUAGAAUUUUGGUCUACUUAUUUGAAGGACUUGAACGUUGUUAGACCUUUGCGACGACUGGGAAAUGAAGGAAGGCAUACUUGGGGGGCUUAUUCUUCAGUUACUUACUCAAAAUUGUUAAGUGCUUCUAAGGUAUAUGGGGUAAGUAUUCAGUCUCUGAUUUUUUAUGCUUGGGGAAUCUACUUAUCUCGCCUAUAUCAUUCUUCAGAUAUUAUAUUUCAUACGGUUUUUUCAGGAAGAACUAAAUUUGAAGGUGCCGAUAACAUUCUAGGACCCUGCAUGAAUACUAUACCGGUUAGGAUCAAGACUGGAGAUCAGAAGAAGGUGUUGAAAAAACUUACGCGUGAAUUGAUUGAACUUUGGAAUCAGCAGCAUACUCCACUUUCAAUAAUUCACUCAAAAUACCCACUUCUUCAGAAUUUACCUGUGGAAAGUAUCCUCGUACAUCAACGUUUACCAAAACAGGACGACGGUAAUAAUGUAAUAAAAUCCGUUGAUGAAUCGACCGGUAUCAAUUAUCCUAUUGCAAUGGAAUUUUCAAACACUGAGUCCCAGCUGGAAUGGUUUGCCUCAGUAGAUACUUCCUUUGUUCCGUUUCAAGGAGCUGAAGAUAUGGUUAAUCAGGUUGAUUUAAUUUUGAGUCAUAUCGUAAACGGAAAAUUAGCCGCAAAUACGACUGAGCCUUCAGAUGUACUUUUUUUCCGCGGUUACAAAAUAAGAUAUACCGAUUAUAAAGAAGCUUUGUUAGGUGCUGACUCUUUAAAUUCAGAAUCGCGACUUGUUUUGGUUGACAAUCAAAAGUCUUUACUGUUCGUUCCUUUUGGUGAAGCCUGUAAUCAAGUUUCUUUGCUUUUAACUGAUUGUACAAAGAGAUCUCUAAAGAGAUUAGCAAAGAAAUGUCGAACGAAGCUACCACUUUUCCUAAUGCCAGACUUCUUAAUACCUGUGACAGGCAUCUCGGAGUUACCAGAAGAAAAGGUGCAUGCUGAGCUUCUUGAAUUGUUUAAUUCUUUUUCUAGCGAAGAUAUUCAUCAAUUAAAGGGCAUUUUAGAACUUCACGAUGCACGACUUGAAUCAGUUCUGAUACAAAAUUUAUCUUCGUCACUUAAUAUUCCUAGUCAUCUAAUAAAUCGUUCAGUGACAUUUAUGGAACUAGGAUUGGAUUCGGUGCAUGCGAUUAAAUUUAGUUCAUUGUUGAGAAACAGUGGGGUUCCAGUAACUGUUCCAAAUAUACUUCAGAACCCUUCAAUCGAAUUCCUGGCUCAUUACAUUCUGUUUGAGUUGGAGGAUUUUACUGGUGAUGACAACGUAGCGGAAUUUGGCAACUUACUAAAUGCUAUUCCGGAAGAUUCGUCAAUUAAGAAAACCAAUAUCGCUGAUGUCUUCCCUUGCUCUCCUGGUCAAUUAUAUGCUUUGAGCGCAUGGAAUAAUACGAAUAAACUGAAGUAUUUCACAACCUUCUUUUAUUUAAGUAAUAGGAUGUUGGAUAUAGAACGACUCAAGGCCGCAUGGCAAAAACUCGUGAAAAGCUCGGACGUUCUUCGAACGACAUUUGUGAAGUCAACCGAUAGAGAUUUCGAGAUAUUGCAGGUUUUGACGCGCCAAGGCAACGCACCUUGGCAACAUCAAACAGAAACAGAGAAAGAUAUUGAAGCAACAUCUUUAGCGAUUGCUGAAGAGGAAAUGUCCUUAAAUACUACGCUUCAUGAGACGCCGUUGCGAAUCAGAUCUAUUGCCAUUGAAGGAAAGUUAUUAUUAAGUAUAAGUAUUCACCAUGCAUUAUACGAUGGCUGGAGUAUUAAUAUUUUACUCCAGCGUUUAUCUCAAUUAUAUGAUAAUCCAAAUUUGGAACCGAUUGAUGAAAAUUCUUCCAAAUCAAUCGUAUCCAAAUUGUAUAACUCGAAAGCCAUUGACUCUGCAAAGAGCUUUUGGAGCAAUCACCUGGCGGAUUGCCAACCUUGUGGUUUGCCAAAAGUACUAGGUGAUUCGUGUAACAAAGAUAUAUCUUUAUAUCUUCCUAGUGUGUUUGACGCUAAUUCUCUUUUAAAGAAAGCCCAGUCUAUGAACGUUAGUUUACAGAGCAUGGCGUUUACGGCUUUUGCGUGCGUCUUAAAUAAUUGGACUAAACAAUACGACUUGACAUUUGGUGUAUAUGUAUCUGGAAGGUCCUUGAAUAUUGCGAAUGCAGAAUCCGUGUUGUACCCGCUUUUCAAUGUCAUACCUUUGAAUGUCAAUAUGGGUAACAAAUCUAUUUCAACGCUUGUAAAAGAUAUUCAAAGUUUCAUUAUUCAGACGUCUGGUGUUUUACAGCAGUUGAGCGUCAAGGACCAUCCUAAACCUGGACUGGUUGACAUAACAAUCAACUUUUUUUCCGGCGCUGAAGCUAUGGAUUCGAGUAUAUUCACUCCUUAUGAAUUGAAGACGAAGCCACGUUGUGAUAAAUCGCGCAAGAUCGUCAGUAGCACUAUAGAUGGAUGCGACGUUUUAAAUAAUCCUGCGCCUAAGUUGGAUUUCGAAUUGGCUGUUCGCAACGGAAGGUUGGAUUUGGGAAUAUUUACCCAUUCCUCCAUAUUGUCGGAGAGCAAUUCGGAAAGAUUUGUUACAGAUUUUCUUACAGCGUUAGAUGGUUUCUAA